This is a messenger RNA of Myotis davidii, 1768 nucleotides long. Its product is annotated as probable E3 ubiquitin-protein ligase HERC6. NCBI's taxonomy places the organism in Eukaryota, Metazoa, Chordata, Mammalia, Chiroptera, Vespertilionidae. The transcript has 10 exons. Gene Ontology annotation, molecular function: ubiquitin protein ligase activity. Gene Ontology annotation, biological process: protein polyubiquitination. The annotation marks the transcript as partial. The record is from RefSeq and is a predicted model, not a curated record.
GUAAACAAAGCUACUUGUCAACUACCAGAGAAUACUUUCAUCAUAAAUGAACUCUCCACUAAGUUGAACUUUAUUGAAGAAAGAAAUAUAAUGUUCCAGAGAGAUAGCUACCUGAUAACUCCAGGAAACUUCAGUCUCAUUAUUUUCAGUGAAUUUCCAUUUAUCUUUAAUUUGUUAUCCAAAAUUAAAUUAUGGCAAGCUGAUUCCUUUUUGAAAAAACUGGAGUCACGAAUUACACAUAUGUUUUCACCCGGAUUUUUACUUCGAGUCAGACGAAGUCACCUAGUUGAUGAUGCUCUGCAUCAAUUAAACCAAGCUGUAGUCACUGACCUUCGGAAGGAAUGAAAAAUUGAAUUUAUUAACGAAAUUUAUUCUGAGGGUUAUGGGGUAAAGUCCGAGUUCUUCUACUUCAUAUUUGAAGAGAUGACCAAGAAAGAAUAUGGAAUGUUCAUGUAUCCUGAAGAGGGUUCCUACAUGUGGUUUCCUAUCAAGCCUACAUUUGAGAAGAAGAGAUAUUUCCUCUUUGGGAUGCUGUGUGGACUCUCCCUAUACCAUUUAAAUGUUGUGGAUAUUCCUUUCCCACUGGCACUGUUUAAGAAACUUCUGGAACAAAAGCCGUCAUUGGAAGAUUUAAAAGAACUCAGUCCCCUUUUGGGAAACAUGACUUAUAGUCAAUCCAAUGGGGUAAAUCUUAAAAGAAAGAAACAUCAAUUGAGCUAUCAGCCGUUAAAGUGUGUAUGCAUUUCUUGGAUAUCCUAUAAAUUCGCAAUAAUGGUAAUAUGGUUGAUUAUUAAAACUUUCAUUCAUGUUUGCUACCUGAAUAUAUUACAGCUACGAUGGGACCAACAUAAUGUUGAUUUAAUUCCAAAUGGGAUCUCUAUACUUGUGGAACAAACCAACAAGACCGACUAUGUUUCUCAGUGUGUUGAUUACAUUUUCAACACUUCUGUAAAGGCAGUUUAUGAGGAAUUUCAGAGUGGAUUUUAUACAGUCUGUGACAAAGAGAUACUUAGACUUUUCCACCCUGAAGAACUAAGGACAGCAAUAAUUGGAAAUACUGAUUAUGACUGGAAACAAUUUGAAAAGAAUUCAGUAUAUGAGCCAGAAUACCAUGAAUCACAUCCUACUAUACAGAUGUUUUGGAAAGCUUUCCACAGAUUAACUUUGGAUAAAAAGAGACAAUUCCUCUUUUUUCUUACAGGAAAUGAUAGGCAGACUGCAAGAGGAUUACAAGAAAUGAGAAUCAGAUUUCGCUGUCCUGAAACUUUCAGUGAAAGAGAUUACCCAAGAGCACUCGUGUGUCAUAGUAUUCUGGACCUUCCUAGAUAUUCUACAAUGGAAAGACUGGAGGAAGCACUUCAAGAAGCCAUCAGAAGCAACCGUGGAUUCGUCACACAGAGAUAAUGACCUCUGGGAGUCUCAGUGAGGCCUCAGGUUCCCAGGUUCUCUCACUCUUCGAUUCAGAUGUUCUUUAGUUCUAAUUAGUACAAAGGGUUGAUGAUUUUAGUUAGAAUUAAUAAAUAAAUGUUGAGAUUAGCAAAAAGUGAUGAAUCAAGAUAAUAUUUUUAAUCAAUGAACAUUUCCUGAUCCCUAAACUUGUUAUCUAAUAUUUGCCUUUUAGUGACUUACUUCCUGAACAAUAAUUACCAUUUAAAAAUAAGGUGAAUAGUAAAAGCUAAGAGCUGUUUUUUAAAAUAUUGUGCAUCUAAUAAUCACUGCCUGCAAAUAUGAAAGUUUGAAAAAAUAAAAAUAUAAACUAUCUUCAUUU